Periophthalmus magnuspinnatus is the source of this 1835-nucleotide messenger RNA. RefSeq names its product sodium/potassium/calcium exchanger 2-like. Bases 115 to 1755 code for a protein of 546 amino acids. Gene Ontology annotation, biological process: long-term synaptic depression; calcium ion transmembrane transport; intracellular calcium ion homeostasis. Gene Ontology annotation, molecular function: calcium, potassium:sodium antiporter activity; calcium channel activity. Gene Ontology annotation, cellular component: membrane. The transcript is spliced from 6 exons. The record is from RefSeq and is a predicted model, not a curated record. Lineage: Eukaryota; Metazoa; Chordata; Actinopteri; Gobiiformes; Gobiidae.
UUUGUUUUCACCACGGGAGGCAGAGAAGAGCUGUUUGACUUCACAUCUGCAAACUACACGCUUAAAGAGACUUUGCUGUGGCGCAAGAAGUUUUGGAUUACAUUAACAAACAAGAUGAAGUGGAAACCAAAGUGCUGUUUCCUCUAUGCCAUGUUCUUGUGUGUGUUUGGAGCUGGAUCCAAUGAAGUGAUCACAGAGAGCCCUCAUAAGAGCCCAGAUGAAGAUGAUACUUCUAUACAAGAAUUACACCCCCCGUCUGCCCAGACCACUGCCCAGACAACACGAGAGACCAAUUUCUUGCGUGACUUGGACACACAGCAGGAGGACUCAACCACCAAUGCUCCUCACCCCACAACGAUUUUACAAAUUCAUUUUAAAACUACUGAAUCCUCAACUUUGGCACCUCCAACGACAGAAACACCAAAAGGUAUGGAGAAAUUCCCUUUGGAUGUGUUCUCACUUGAGGAGCGGAAGAGAGGCUGGGUGCUUUUACACAUCACUGGAGUCCUGUACAUGUUUGUGUCACUUGUAAUACUGUUGGAAGAGUUUUUUGUUCCUGCACUGAGAGUUAUCACAGAUAUUUUUGCCUUAUCUAAUAGUGUGGGGGGAGCAACCAUCAUGGCUGCUGCCAGUUCCACCCCCAGAUUCUUUGCUUCCUUCAUGGGCUUGUUCCUGUCAGGGGAAAAAGCAGGGAUCAACAGUAUAGUGGGGUCAGCGGUCUUCAACAUUAUGUUUGUGAUUGGGAUGUGUGCGCUGUUUUCUCGGGAGAUGCUGCAUUUGACCUGGUGGCCGCUCUUCAGAGAUAUGUCCUUCUACAUCAUGGACCUGAUCCUCCUCAUCGUCUUCUUCCUGGACAAUGUGAUCGUGUGGUGGGAGAGCCUGAUGCUGGUCGGGGGCUACUCUCUGUAUUUGGUCUUUAUGAAGUUCAAUGUGCAGAUUGAGAGGUUUGUCAGGGGACUUCUGCACAAACACAGAAGCACAGUUAUCGCUAUGAACGAACAUGGAAAGGAAACAGUGGGAGAUGGGUCAGACGAAGCUUCUAGAAACCACAACGGGAGCCACAAAGACAUCAGACGCUCCGCCUCUCACCCGGAGGAGGCGGAAUCCAGGGCGGAGCUGGUGAAUGAGAGCUCACCUCUGUCACUGCGGUGGCCCGGGUCCAGGUGUGGCCGAGGUCUGUACCUGCUCCGGCUCCCGGCUCUGCUCCCUCUGUGGCUCACUCUACCUGAUGUGCGCAAACAGGAAUCCCGAAAGUUUGUUGUUCUGUCUCUGCUGGGGUCCCUGGUGUGGAUGAACGUGUUCUUGUACCUGAUCGUGUGGUGGGCACAUACGGUGGCAGAGGCAGUGUUUGUCCCAGAGCACAUCAUGGACCAGCUCACUGCACAGGUGAACCUUCCCGUCCUCAUCACGGCUCUGAUUGCGGCUCGCCGAGGUCUGACUGACACGCCAACCUCCAUCGCUUUAGGGAGUAACAUCUACGAAAUCACUCUGGGACUCCCUGUGUCGUGGCUGGUCUUCUCUGCGGUCAGGGGUUGGGCGGCCCUGGACGUCAGCAGCACUGGACUCACCUGCUUCAUUUCAUUGUUUUCCUUGGCGCUCCUCAUCUUCAUCGUUUCUUUUGCCUCGUGUAAAUUGAAGAUCAGGAGGAUGCUGGGCUUCACCUUGGUGCUGCUUUACUGUCUCAUGUUUUUACUCAGUGCAAUGCUAAAACACCAGGAUGUUUUCAGGGAGUUUUGUGAGAGGCUCAGUGCCUGAAGUUUGGCUCAUUUUUAUACCUGGCUCAGAUCUGUCUCCAUCUUCAAUUUUACAUUUUUUUUUCUAUAUUCACUGAAAGA